AUGUUCUUCCAGUCGUUGGUUUUGUCUUCCCUGCUGGGGAUUGCGCGGGCAGCCGAUUACUCUGGAAGUCUUCGGCCUCAGGUCCAUUUCUCUCCUCCUAGCAAUUUCAUGAACGAUCCAAAUGGUCUUUUCUUUGACAGUCAACGGGGGACAUAUCACCUGUACUAUCAAUACAACCCUUUCGAGCCGGUGGCGGGUAAUCAGCACUGGGGCCAUGCGACCAGCCAAGAUUUGUACCACUGGACAAACCAACCCAUCGCUAUAUCUCCUAGCAGCCCCGACGAGGGUAUCUUCUCAGGGUCAGCAGUGGUAGACAGCGAAAACACGUCCGGGUUUUUUCCGAAUCAAACCGAUGGCGUGGUCGCCAUCUACACCGUGGAUACACAGGACUCCGAGACACAACACAUUGCGUAUUCCACGGAUGGCGGCUACAGGUUCACCAAAUAUCAGCGUAAUCCGGUUAUCAACAGCACAUCGAAACAAUUCCGCGACCCUCAGGUGACUUGGCAUGCCGAAACCCAGAACUGGGUCAUGGCCAUCGCAUACGCCGAGGACCUGGUCAUUGGCUUUUACACGUCGCCCAAUCUCCGGGACUGGGCUCAUGCCUCGAACUUCACACAGCCCGGCCUGCCGGGAACGCAAUUUGAAUGUCCAAACCUGGUCAAAUUUUCCGUGGACCAGACGUCGGGCGAAGAUAGCAAACACGUGCUGUUUAUCUCGGUCAAUCCCGGAGCCCCGCUUGGCGGAUCGGGCACUUACUAUCUGGUCGGUGAUUUCAACGGAACGCACUUCACGACCGAAGAUGAGCACGAAACUCUGUAUGAUUUCGCCAAAGACAAUUACGCCGCGCAGUGGUACUCUGGUCUUUCAGCAACAUCUCCCGUCUCGAUCAUCUGGGCCAGCAAUUGGGACUACACCGACAAGGUCCCCACUGGCCCGCUUGAGGGAUGGAGAAGCUCCACUGGCUUGCCACGAGUGCAUACCCUUAUCAAUCUCGAUGGAAGGUGGACCGUCACUCAGGCUCCUUUCGAAGAUCUCUCGCCCGUAAGAGGGGGGCGACUCGCUGAAGAGAGUUUCGGGAAUGACGAGGCAAGCGUGAAGUUCACCGACGUGUCGUCCAACGCGAUCUCAUUCAACGUGACUAUCGACGGUAUCGUGGCGACCGACCCGGCUGGGAAGGUAAACUUCAACUUCACCUCGUCCGCGUCGGGCGAGUAUCUCGAUGGCGGAGUGGUUCUCGACACCGGUCGCUUCUGGAUCAAUCGAGCGGGUACUCAUGGGUUCACCAGCGCGGACAAUGCCGACUUCACAUCCAUUUUCAACACCACCGUCUCGUCCUUGGAUGGCGGAUCGUUCAGCUUUGGUGGGGUGAUUGAUCGGUCGGUCUUCGAGGUCUUUCUCGAGCAGGGGGUCCAGGGAGGAACUAUGACAUUCUUCCCUACCGCCCCUCUGGAUACGUUGACAGUUUCUGCGGAGGGUCUUGGUGAAGACACUAGCGUUAGUCUGGAUGUCUGGGGUCUUAAGAGCGGUUGGGAGAAAUGA
Molecule: messenger RNA, 1542 nt
Organism: Aspergillus melleus
Lineage: Eukaryota; Fungi; Ascomycota; Eurotiomycetes; Eurotiales; Aspergillaceae
Gene: INV1
Product: Invertase
Exons: 2
Coding region: 1-1542 (513 amino acids)
Biological process (GO): sucrose catabolic process
Cellular component (GO): fungal-type vacuole
Molecular function (GO): sucrose alpha-glucosidase activity
Source: RefSeq, a predicted model, not a curated record